AUGGCAGAGCCUCUCACAGGUGGCAAAGGAAGUAGCCUCGCAGUCCUGACGGAUAUCUCCAAAACGAAGAAAUCCUUCAUCGUCCCUCGAGGAGUCUGUGUCACCACCAGAGCGUACAGAGCUUUCGUAGGGUCUCAGGAAUGCCGUCGGAAAAUCGAACAUUUGGUCAGAUUCUGCGGAACACAGCCCUCCAAUGAAGAUCUGCAACGUGUCUGUGAUGAAACGCGGAAAGCUGUGGCAGCAGGAACGCUGCCAAACGAGGUUCUAGCGGAAAUCCGCGCAGAACUUGGAAAGACGUUCGGGGAGCACCUCCCAACCACGAAAUUCGCUGUUCGAUCCUCUGCUUGCGGAGAAGACUCCGAAAACAUGUCCGCCGCAGGUCAAAUGGAAACGUUUCUGGGGAUCGUGGGCCUCGAAGCGAUUGCGUCGGCCGUAGCCAAGUGUUGGGCUAGUCAAUUUGGCUUCGUGGCCGUCCAGUACAAGAGACGUUACGGACAGCCAAUCGACGCUGACAUGUGUGUCGUCAUUCAGCAAAUGGUUCCCUCAGAUGUUUCGGGCGUCAUGUUCACCGUUGAUCCAAUCACAGCAAAUCCUUUGCUGCUCUCGAUUACCGCGAAUUUCGGGUUGGGUGAGAGCGUCGUGUCGGCUUCGGCAGACCCCGAUACGUUUACGGUCCGAAGAGAAUCGAGCGGAAGCCUGGCGAUUGAGAGUAUUCAGCUCGGACAGAAAAAUCUCUCCACGGUGAUGAAAGGAUCCGGAGGGACCGAGGACGUCAUUGGACAGGACCGCUCGCGGGAACAAUCUCUCACAGAAGAUCAGGUUUUGCAGUUGGCUAAGAUCGGCAUCCUCCUCGAAGAGGAGUACGCAAGUCCUCGCGACGCUGAAUGGGCUUUCUAUCAGGGCGAGCUGUAUAUGCUCCAGGCCAGACCGGUGACCUCGGUCGACAAUAUCGACCCUAAAUUCGAAGCGUUCCACGAAGCUGACUGUGGUCUCGUCGGGGAGUUCGACUCUGUGACCAAGGCAAACGUCGGUGAGGUUUUCGGCGGGAGUAUAUCGACUCUGACUCAGACCCUCUUCCUGACGCUAUUCAUCCAGGAACGGAUCAAAGCCAAGAAGAACGGAAUUGAUUAUGGAGAGCAUGCUUUCUCGAGACAGUCGCUCUUCAUGUUUCACCACAGUCAGGCAUUCUUUCAAACAUUCUCGGAUAUGGGUGACCUUUCGGCGGCGGACGUUUCUUCCAAAGGAUUCUCCAUCGCGAUGUGUGGUAGGUCGAUGGACGACGAAAUCGUCGUGAGGAGCAGCGCCAACAAGAAGAAAUAUCUCUGUACCGACAGACCGACUCCUGGACUAGCUCUCCUCAUCCCCGUGUUCUGGCGAACCUCGAAAAGCGUGGAUUUGAUGGAGAAGAAGAUAGCGAGGUAUACGCCGAAGGCCUUGAACAAAACAGAUCUGAGAGAAAUCUAUAUCGCAGCAUUGAGCGAUCCUCACCUAAGCUCGGAGGCCGGAGACACUCACGUUCAGGCUAUUUGUUAUGGAUCCCUGAGCAACGUCGCCCUUAUGUCUCUCCUGGCGAAAGCGGAGGGCGAUUGGACUUUGAAUGUCUUUGCCGACUUCGCCGCUCUGGUUUCUUCCUGCAACAACAUUAUCAGCGCUGGAGUUCCUCAGUCUUUGCAGAGAAUCGCACUCCAUCUCCAUCGGGAAUAUGGGUCGAAAUUCAAUGAGAUGGAUCCCAGUGAUGCGCUCAAGGUGCUUGAGGAAGGAGAUACAGAGAGCGCGAGGCUCUUCCGGGACUUCCUCGUUGAACACGGACACAGAUGCCUGCAUGAGUUCGAUUUGGUCACGAAAACUUGGGGCAUGGAACCGCUUCCCCUGGUGAAAACCUUGCAGUCCAUGGUGGCAACGAAUUCAGGUCGUGCAGAACACGGAGAAGAUCUAACAGUCGACGAAAUCGUUGCAAGGAUGACCAUAAAACUCCCCUGGCUCAAAAGGCAGGCUUUGAAAUUCAUUCUGCAUCGGGUCAGAAACGGUAUAGCCUACCGAGAACGAGCCAAGUCAUGUCUGGUCAAGAGCAAUCAUCAAUUCCGAAUAUCGUUCCGCCAUCUAGCGAAAAGGAUGGUGGAAGAAGGGCGUCUCCCCGAAGAGGACCUGCUAUUUUUCCUCAGUCCCCCUGAAAUACUCGACUUGAUCGACACCAGGAACCCGAAAUUAAUCGUGCGAGCCAUGCAUCGUAUGGAAAACGCGAAGGUGGCCGCUAAGGACGUCUAUCCCGAGAUCGUAGCUUGCCCGCCUUUCGUUCCCACUAAUUCACCUCGAAUCGUCACAACUCCGCCGACGGGGGCACGUUCAAUGAAAGGCACACCUGUUUCGAAAGGAUUGGUCAUCGCGCCCGCUCGCGUCAUCACUCGUCUCGAAGAUGCUCACUUAAUUCAGAAGGGGGACGUGUUGAUCACUUACGCCACGGAUAUCGGCUGGAGUCCCUAUUUCCCGCUGAUAAGCGGGAUCGUCACAGAGCUCGGAGGCCUCAUCUCUCACGGAGCCGUCGUCGCCCGCGAAUUCGGAAUACCUUGCAUCGUUGGCUGUCAUGGAGCGACCAAGCUUUUCCUAUCCGGCGAAGAAGUCAUCCUCAACGGUAACCAGGGUCUGAUCGCUACAACGUCGUCCGAUUGAUCAACACUACGGAACGUCUGCAGGACUGACAGGAUACCGACAGCGGCAUACCGG
Molecule: messenger RNA, 2721 nt
Organism: Galendromus occidentalis (western predatory mite)
Lineage: Eukaryota; Metazoa; Arthropoda; Arachnida; Mesostigmata; Phytoseiidae
Product: putative phosphoenolpyruvate synthase
Exons: 20
Coding region: 1-2667 (888 amino acids)
Biological process (GO): phosphorylation
Molecular function (GO): kinase activity; ATP binding
Source: RefSeq, a predicted model, not a curated record